Molecule: messenger RNA, 852 nt
Organism: Iphiclides podalirius (scarce swallowtail)
Lineage: Eukaryota; Metazoa; Arthropoda; Insecta; Lepidoptera; Papilionidae
Source: the annotation of a GenBank genome assembly
AUGAACCGUUCCGAAGGGUUGGUGCAAAGAAGAAAUGUCGUAAAGGAGAAUUCCGAUGGUACUCAGAAAGAAAACCAUGACGAUGAUAAGAAAAAUGAUAAAAAUUAUGAUGAUGGCGACUCAAAAGAAACUCGCCUAACGUUAAUGGAAGAAGUUUUACUUUUAGGAUUAAAGGACAAAGAGGGUUACACAUCAUUUUGGAAUGAUUGCAUAUCUAGUGGUCUCAGAGGAUGUAUAUUAAUUGAACUGGGACUACGCGGACGAAUAGAAUUAGAAAGGGCUGGUAUGAGAAGGAAAGGACUAUUGUCUAGAAAAGUGAUCGUGAAAGCAGAUUCACCAACUGGAGAUGUUCUUUUGGAUGAAGCACUAAAACAUAUGAAAGAGACUGAACCCCCAGAAACUGUACAAAGUUGGAUAGAAUAUCUUAGCGGUGAAACUUGGAAUCCUAUGAAACUAAAAUAUCAGCUCAAGAACGUACGAGAAAGGUUAGCAAAGAAUCUUGUGGAAAAAGGAGUUCUUACCACAGAGAAACAAAAUUUUCUCUUGUUUGAUAUGACAACACACCCUUUAACAGAUAAUGUUGUUAAAUGCCGAUUAGUUAAAAAGGUGCAAGAAGCAGCUCUUCGACGUUCUAUAACUGAUGUUGCUCAUGCCGACAAGCGCUCUCUGGCAUUAUUGAUGCUCGCCCACUCGGCGGAUGUGCUUGAGAACGCUUUUGCACCACUCUCAGAUGAAGACUAUGAAUUGGCGACGCGAAGAGUGCGUGCUUUGCUUGACUUGGACUUCGAAGCCGAGGCCAUGAGGCCUGAUGCUUGCGAGAUCAUGUGGGCAGUCUUCGCUGCUUUCACUAAA